AUGCAGUGGCGGUCACUGGAGAUCGUACAGCUCGAGUGGGCUAAGGGAUCCGACGGUAUCCUCGUGAUGGUGGUUCGCUGCUCCAGUCAGUGCGUCACCUCGACCAAUGGGAAAGCAGGCGAGGAAGGAGUCCCGGGUGGAAGAACGAGGGCAAUGAGGCGUGUGAAGAACCAGAGCGAACGAUCUGCUCUGCUCUGCUCUGCUCUGCUCUGCACUGCUCCUGGCAUUGCCAAAAUUGACAGUUAA
This is a messenger RNA of Hydatigera taeniaeformis, 246 nucleotides long. The record is from the annotation of a GenBank genome assembly. NCBI's taxonomy places the organism in Eukaryota, Metazoa, Platyhelminthes, Cestoda, Cyclophyllidea, Taeniidae.